Molecule: messenger RNA, 1201 nt
Organism: Loxodonta africana (African savanna elephant)
Lineage: Eukaryota; Metazoa; Chordata; Mammalia; Proboscidea; Elephantidae
Gene: SELENOS
Product: selenoprotein S
Exons: 6
Coding region: 32-598 (188 amino acids)
Biological process (GO): endoplasmic reticulum unfolded protein response; retrograde protein transport, ER to cytosol
Cellular component (GO): Derlin-1 retrotranslocation complex; endoplasmic reticulum membrane; Derlin-1-VIMP complex
Source: RefSeq, a predicted model, not a curated record
ACGCGCUGGCCGGGCGGUGGCGGCCGCAGCCAUGGAGUCGGACGCGGAGCAGCUGUCCGCGCGGCCGGCCCUGGAGACCGAGGGGCUGCGCUUCUUGCACGUCACGGUGGGCUCCCUGCUGGCCACGUAUGGCUGGUACCUCGUCCUCAGUGGUGUCCUUCUCUUCGUGGUCAUUCAGAAGCUUUCCGCCCGCCUGAGGGCCUUGAGGCAGAGGCACCUGGACCGAGCUGCGGCUGCUGUGGAGCCUGAUGUUAUUGUUAAACAACAAGAAGCUUUAGCAGCUGCUCGUUUGAAAAUGCAAGAAGAAUUAAAUGCACAAGCUGAAAAGUAUAAAGAAAAACUAAGACAGCUUGAGGAAGAGAAGAGACGGCAGAAGAUUGAAAUGUGGGACAGCAUGCAAGAAGGAAAAAGCUACAGAGGAAACGCCAGAAAGCCUCAGGAAGAAGACAACCCUGGGCCUUCUACUUCAUCAGUUCUCCCGAAACGUAAACCUGACAGAAGGCCGUUGCGGGGAGGCGGUUACAACCCUCUGUCUGGUGAAGGAGGUGGCACAUGCUCCUGGAGGCCUGGGCGCCGAGGACCGUCGUCUGGCGGAUGAGGCUAAGAGUCUUGUUAGUGUCGUCUGACAUUAGCAAGAUGAGCCUGAACCCGCGAGUCAAUUGCCUUACGCACGCUUUUCACAGUGACUAGCCCUGGAGAGCUGGGGGUUAUUUCUGUUCUUCCCUGUGUCUGCAGAUUUAAGGGUUUAAGUCAGCAAAAGGUGUAGACAGCGCCGCUGGGCGUUAGGCCAGUGGUCACAAUCCACUUAAUGAUGAUGACUGCCUCUGCCGAUUUCCAGGUGAAUUGCUAGCUAGUAUGUAAAGGCCUCCAGAUGAUGAACAAUCUUGAGAAGAGAGGCCGAGUGGUGAUUUUCUACAGUAAAAAUCCUUGCUGAUGGAAUAGUCUCUGUGACAGGGUGCGUUGAAUGAUGUCUUCCUUAUAAAUGGUGAACCCACCAGUGAGGAUUACUGAUAAUAGACAGUUGAUGGGGUUUGUUUCUGUAUAUUUAUUUUUAUGUACAGAACUUUGUAAAAAAAAAAACACUAUAAAUAUUUAAAAAUCACAAAUAAUAACAUUUUUAGCAUCUUUGUGAAAUUUGAGGAAAUUUCUUUCUGAACUUGAAUUUGUCUAUCAAACAUUAAACUGCUUUUAUCAUUCACAA